UCCGCCUCCAUUUCGCUCCUUCCCCCUUUCUCUGUCCUCUAGGGUUUCGUUCUCGAUUUCGAGGGUCUCGGCGAUUCCCAUGCUGGUUCCGCCAUGAUCUCCGUCAUGAACGAGUGCGAGAUCCCGCGAGAACCCUCCGCCGCCUCCUCCACCACCGCUGCGUCGGACCUCUCCUUUGGGAUUGAGAGCCCUCACCAAGCCCCUAAGGUUGGCGACGAUGGCGCCUCGGGCGAAGCCAUGGUUCCGAUCGAUCUCGGCAACUCCGACAAGCUGACCGGCGCAUCGGAUGCCGAGAUGGAGAUGGACGAAGCUGGGGUUUCCGAAUUGAAGAGCCCCGACGCCGGAUUCGAGCGACCGGAAGCUAGGGCUUCCCUCGAAUCUAUGGUUCCCGAGGCCUCCUUGGUUCCUUACGUCGCUAGGGUUUUGGAGGGUCCAGAUGGUAAGGAGUGGAUGCAGGGGUUCCGGGUCGGCGACAUGGUGUGGGGGAAGGUGAAGUCUCAUCCGUGGUGGCCCGGCCACAUCUUCAACGAGGCGUUCGCGUCGCCGGCGGUUCGCCGGACGAGGCGGGAGGGCCACGUCCUCGUCGCCUUCUUCGGCGACAGCAGCUACGGCUGGUUCGAGCCCGCCGAGCUCAUCCCCUUCGACCCCCACUUCCUAGAGAAGUCGCACCAGACGGCUUCCAGAAACUUCCAGAAGGCCGUGGAAGAAGCAGUCGACGAGGCGAGCCGGCGAGCCGCACUCUCCGUCACCUGCUGCUGCCGGAACCCCAACAACUUCCGGCCCACCGGAAUCCCUGGCUACGUAUUCGUGGACGUGGCCGGCUAUGAGCCUAAUGGAAUUUACUCUGAGAGGCAGAUCGAGAGUGCGAGGAAUAGCUUCAAUCACAAAGAUAUUGUUUCCUUUGUUCAUGACUUAGCUUUGGCGCCGAGGAGCACGGUGGAUCGAGACGUAGGCUUCAUUAGGAACGUGGCAAUGCUGAUGGCUUUUAGGAAAGCAGUGUACGAGGAGUUCGAUGAGACCUAUGCCCAAGCUUUUGGGGUAGAGCCCGUGCGGCCGUCGCGGAAUGAGUUAGGUGUUGUGGAUCAGCCUGGGACAUUCGCGCAAAGAGCUGCUCCUUUGGCUGGUCAACUGAAAAUAGCAGAAACAGUGAAACCUUCCCACCGUCCUGCUCCUCCGGCCACAGUUUUUAAAACUGCUACAGCCACCGUCACAAAUAAAGCGGCUUUCAAGCAUCCCAGCUCCACCUCUCCCUCUCCCUCUACAUCUACCUCUGCUUCUGCCUCUACCAUCACCACCACCACCACCACUGCAGCGACUAAAAAGAAGAAGAACAAAUACGUGCUCAAGCGAAGGGACGGCGACCUCCGCCCUCCUCUCCCCGACCUCCGCCUCCCUCCCCCUCUCCCCGGCCCCGUUCCCACUCAACCCCUCGUCUUCGCCGAUUCGUCACAAUCAUCACCAUCGCCGUCCUCCGCUCUGCUCCUCGCCGAUGCCGCCGCCAGCGGUGGCAGCGGCUACGUGCUCCAGAAAAGACCCCCUCCUCCUCCUCCUCCUCCUCCUUCUCAGCUGCCGCCUCCCUACUACCCUGGAGGAUCCGAUGGCGGAAGCUUCCUCCCUCAAGGGGGGGCCCAGGAGCAGAGCAAUCGGAGGGCGUUCGACGGAAUGCCUGUCAGGAAGGAAAAGGCCCCGAAGCGCCCCAGAGAGGAUGAGGCCGCCGCCACCGGGGACGCUAAGAAGAAGAAGAAAAAGAAGAAACGGACGGACCUUCCCGCUGCGGCCGGGGCCUCUGCUUCCGAGCAUCUAUCGGUGGCUAAAAAGUUUGAGGAGUCUCAAAACACAGCGACAGGUGGUGUUCAGCUUGGAAGUUUGUUGAACUCUGCUGCUGCCCAAUUGUUGCCGAAACUGGAUGCCAAUUCUCUCAAUCUGGAUCUGCCGCAGAUCUUGAGUGACUUGCAAGAACUAGCUCUUGAUCCGUUCCAUGGGAUCGACCGCGACGCCCCGUCUAUCGCGCGCUACGUCUUCCUCAAGUUCCGCUCUCUGGUCUAUCAGAAAAGCCUCCCUUCCGUGGUGCCCGGCGAACUCGAUUCCGGUAAACCGACAGCCGGUCAGCCCCCGCCGGCGAGAGAUGAGAGACAACACUCUGCCCCAGGCUCGAAACUUUUGAAGAUGAUUCCAAGGCCCGACGACCCCACGAAGGGCGGCAAGAAGCGGAUCCCAUCCGAUCGGCAGGAGGAGAUGGGCGUGAAGAAGCAGAAGAAAAUCGCCCAGAUCAAGUCGAUGGCCACCGAGAAGAAGGCUGGGAUCAGCCAGAAGCCGCCGGAGGCGGAUCCGCGAGAACAGAAGGAGGCAACAAGCGCAUCUGCCGCGAAGGCGGAGCCCGUCAGGAAGAAGCAAGAGCCGCCGCCUCCGAAGGUCCCCUCUCCGACUGCAUUGAUGAUGAAGUUCCCCCCGAGAACUACGCUGCCGUCGAUCGCGUCCCUGAAGGCGAGGUUCGCACGGUUUGGGCCGCUCGAUCUGGCAGGCACUCGCGUCUACUGGAAGUCGCAUUCGUGCAAGGUCAUCUUCAAGUUCAAGACCGACGCGGAAACCGCGCUCAACUACAUCAAGAACAACGACCUCUUCGGGCAGGUUAAGGUACACUCCUAUAUCCGAGACGUCGAAGCAGACCCCUCCGUCGAUCUCAGUCUGGUCCGGCCAGAGUCGCGUCCUGCAGCCGAUGCUCCACCCUUCAAACCACCAGGAAAUAUCAGUAGCAGUGGCAAUGGCAACGGCAACGGCAAUGGUGGCGGUGGUAGUAGUAGUAGUAGUAUAUUAGGUCCUGCACCGUCUCUGCAGCAGGCGCGGCUUCCUGUGACCCAACCGAAAUCCAUUCUCAAGAAGCCUGGGGACGAACUCGGCCCUGCUGCAGGUAGCACCGCGAGAGAUGCCCCGCGUGUUAAAUUCUUGUUAGAUAAUACCGGCGGCGAUAAGGCCGAACCGCCUUCUAUGGUUAGUGGUAAUGGCAAUGGCGGUAGUUCUACGGACGGUCGCGCGUCUUCUAUUCCGUCUGUAGAUCCUCCUGCGACAAAGAACAACCCCAGAUCAGUUAGCUUCAAUACUCUGCAACCGCCGCCGCCACCUCUUACCCGGCCCUCUUCCUCGCUUCCUUCUCGCAUCCCACCACCAACACAGCCUUUAGCAUCAGCUGCACUCCCACCGCGCGGCAGUGAUGGGUUAAUCCCAGCUCCGCGCGGGCUCGUGCGCGGGCUGGUCCGUCGAGCCAGGCUCAGCUACACCACGAUGAGCCGUUUGUCGAGUUAGAAGAUAGGAACAAGCAGAGCAUCGACUUCUCACUCCAAAUGAUGAGCCUUUUGCGACGGUGCAGUGAGGUCGUGGGCUCGGUCGUCGCUCUGGGCCACAUGCCGUACCGUCCCCUCUAAACCGGCGCCAUGGGGCUCCAACCGUGUUGAGUUCUGGGAAGCUAAUGAGGAUGGUCGCAGACAGAAGAUGGGAAGAUGGGAGGCAAAGAGAGACAACGUGAUGUGGGUAUUGAACUUCCCGGAAUGCGCCUGUUAGCGCCCGUUAUUGUGUUUGUUGUAUCUGCUGCUUAGCUUUUUUUGAGGAUGGGUUUUUUUUUUUUUUUUUUUUUAACUUUUAUUUUGACUGUGUGUGUUUGGUUUUAGUAUUGUAACUAACUACUGAGUAGAAGGACAAAGCCACUUCACCGUUGGUCGGUGUCUCCAUGUUCUAUUGUGCUUAA
Molecule: messenger RNA, 3739 nt
Organism: Ananas comosus (pineapple)
Lineage: Eukaryota; Viridiplantae; Streptophyta; Magnoliopsida; Poales; Bromeliaceae
Exons: 2
Coding region: 94-3300 (1068 amino acids)
Source: RefSeq, a predicted model, not a curated record